Molecule: messenger RNA, 3007 nt
Organism: Exophiala xenobiotica
Lineage: Eukaryota; Fungi; Ascomycota; Eurotiomycetes; Chaetothyriales; Herpotrichiellaceae
Exons: 3
Coding region: 250-2634 (794 amino acids)
Biological process (GO): mRNA splicing, via spliceosome
Cellular component (GO): nucleus
Molecular function (GO): RNA lariat debranching enzyme activity
Source: RefSeq, a predicted model, not a curated record
GCACGGGGGUGACCAUCUUCAAUGAGAGCUCACAUAGAUUUAUUGAAUGUGUGUGAUCGAUCUCAAUUGAGCAAAUGUCGCUAGAUUGGUUGGGAGCACCAUUCUUGUUGCGUUCCUUCCACUACUUCUCCCGAUCGUCAGCGUCGAAACCGCGCUGCGCUCGCCUUCCUUUCUGCUAGGUGGAUGAAGCCUUUCAGAAAGUAUUCACUGUGAUUGUUUCCGGCUCAGCACCCGCUUGAUUCUGGCAUAAUGGCCGCAGACCGAGUAAUGGAACAGGAUGGUGUCAGAGUGGCUGUUGAAGGAUGCGGGCACGGCACACUUCAUGCAAUCUACGCCUCGAUCGAAGAAGCCUGUCGCGUCAAAGGAUGGGAUGGUAUUGAUCUACUCAUUAUCGGUGGUGAUUUCCAGGCUGUCAGAAAUCAACAUGACCUGAACGUCACUUCAAUGCCCCAAAAGUACCGCAAGAUGGCCGAUUUCCACGAAUACUACAGCGGCACCCGGACUGCGCCAUACUUGACGAUCUUCAUUGGCGGCAAUCAUGAAGCCAGUAACCAUCUCUUCGAACUCUACUAUGGGGGUUGGGUCGCACCAAACAUUUACUACCUUGGAGCCGCUAAUGUCAUCCGCCUUGGACCCCUGCGUAUUGCUGGCCUGACUGGGAUCUGGAAAGGGUACGACUACCGCAAACCUCAUUUCGAACGACUCCCGUACAAUCGCGAAGAAACAGGAAGCAUAUACCAUGUUCGAGAACUGGAUGUCAGAAAGCUGUUGGCUCUACGAUCGCAAGUCGACAUAGGUCUUUCACAUGACUGGCCUCAGGGCAUUGAAAUGCAUGGAGACUACGAAUGGCUCUUUCGGAACAAGAAAGGGUUCGGAGAGGAUUCCAAGAAUGGCAAGUUGGGCAGUGUUGCAGCAAGACAAUGUUUGGAUCGACUAAGACCUCCAUAUUGGUUCUCUGCUCAUCUCCACACAAAAUUCACCGCUAUACUGGAUCAUGACCAAGAAGACUCCUUUCGCAAAAUGACCGAGAACAAGCGGAGUGGCCGUCGAGACCCCAUGUCAGAGGAUCGGCCUCAGGUCUCCGCGUGGCAAGAGUUUCAAGAUACCGCCAAACUAGCCGAUGCUCGGGAAAAGGAGGAUUUCCUCCUAGAGAAAGAGAACCAGCGCUUGGAAGCAGAAAGAACCGGUGCUCUACCCACCGCGAAAUACACAUUCGAUGAGACAUUCAGCAAAAUUGGAGCUGGAGACGCCCUCGAACGCAAGGUCAUCUCUACCACACAUCACCAGGUCGGGUCGGAUGGAGAAGAGAUACAUGUCCCCAUAUCCAAUCUCGACGGCUGCGGCUUCUCUCGACCGACUAAGCGACAGCGGCUUGAUGAUGGACCAGAAAAUGCUGGUAGUAACCACCAGCAAACCUACGACACUUUUAUCCCACCAUCUGGAUUGCAGGCCAAUGGGAACCGUGACAGUAUUACUGCUCAGCCAAAAGUGGCACUCGAUAACCCAGAUGCUAUCGACAUCGAUAUGAGCGACGACGAUGAGCCGGCUGUUUCAGCUGACAAGGGAACAAUCACUUCCAAGACGGACGUCCUGCCGAUUUCUCGGGUGGACGCUCGAAGCACUGCCUCUGAUGGCAAACUCAAGCCACCACUCAUGUCGCCGACCUCUUCUGACAGAAGUGAAGGUGGUGGCGUCAAGUUGAGUCCAAUGACAGCGUCCUUUGCCUCCACCCCGAGUGUUAGGAUAGACAAAGGUGCGGAGAACGGUUCUCUCACAGCAUCCAGGAAAUCAUCGAACGCAAGUCUAGAUGAACAAGCAAAGGCCCUCGAGGCGCAAUCAUCCUCAACAGCGGGUGAAAGCGUCAAGACCAUCCCAACGCGAUCGACAACCGUUGUUGACCCCGAGAGCGAAGUGUCAGAGGACAUGCGAGCGCAGUUGGCUGCCCUCUCAAGCAAUUUUACGCAAGAAGAAAAAGUUGAAGUCUCACCAGCACUGCCUUUCCCAGAAGCAAUCCUCAACAAGAAGACGGAAUUUCUUGCUCUAGGUAAAUGCGAACCAUACCAAGAAUUUCUCCAGCUUCUCGAGGUCAAGUCUAUCACCUCACCGCAGGAAAAAGUCAGCCGUCCACUGAAACUAUCAUACGACCCGGAGUGGCUCGCCAUUCUGCGCACCUAUGCCUCAGAGCUCCAUCUUGGUGGCGCUCCCAGCGACAAGGUCCCGCUUCACCGUGGCGAUACAUACUACCACGACAAAAUCGUGGAAGAAUCAAAAUGGAUCGACAUUCACGUUGUGAAGCCAGGCAAAUUGCAAAUUCCGGAAAAUUUCAGCAUCACAGCACCCAUUUAUGAUCCGAGUCUCGAGGUCGGACCAAACGAGAUGCCAAGAGAGAUGACGAAUCCUCAGACCAGUGCAUUCUGUGAGUUGAUCGGCGUUGAGAACAAGUUCGACGUUGGUGAAGAGGAGAGAGACUUCAGAAUGCAGCAAGGCCCGAGACCAGAAAGCGCAGGGUCGAUAGCAUACCACAGCCGGCCUCGUGGCGGAGGCAGAGGUCGUGGAGGUCAUCGUGGUAAUGGCGGAGGCGGAGGUGGAAGGGGUGGACGCGGAGGCGGCAGGGGCAGAGGACGCCGCUGGUGAACUUGUCAGCGCCAUAGUCUCCCCGGAAACUCAUGAAUGCCGGCGUCCUGGGGGCUCGAUGCCAUGCAGCUGCAUCGAGACAGAGAGAGACCGAGGGAGCGCUGAUUGGGAAAUUGGUGCGCGCUUGCGUACAAUGUUCGACGAUGAUACCAAAGGAGAAUGACAGCAUUGUGAGGAUCGACGAUGCAUCGACGCAGUGGACUACGCACUGGUCUAGUGAGGCUAUUGAGCUUAACAGAGCCAUCUCAUUGCCAUGACAUGUGGGAAAGGGAGCACUCUUCUCAUCAUGUUAUGCAUUGAGAACGUCGCGGCCUCGUCAUUAUUGUACAGCAGUUGCUCUUGUAGCACUAGCUGCAGGACGUUUGUCCAAUCU